Messenger RNA from Ylistrum balloti, 2457 nucleotides. Its product is annotated as membrane-associated tyrosine- and threonine-specific cdc2-inhibitory kinase-like. Lineage: Eukaryota; Metazoa; Mollusca; Bivalvia; Pectinida; Pectinidae. Gene Ontology annotation, biological process: protein phosphorylation. Gene Ontology annotation, molecular function: ATP binding; protein kinase activity. The transcript is spliced from 15 exons. The record is from RefSeq and is a predicted model, not a curated record. Bases 66 to 1682 code for a protein of 538 amino acids.
CGAGAGGAAACAUGGUCCAGACACUAGAUUGUGGUUAAGUUUUAUUCUAAUGUCAAACUUUGAAGAUGGAAGUUUUCCCGAGCCCGAGACCUACACCAAAGUUUUUUCCCGAACCUCAGACAUUUUCUACAAAGAAGUCAAGAGGUACCCCACGGGAUUCAUUACCUCCUAAACCACCAGUGAAGAGUGCUCCUCCUAUCAGCAGAAUCUUUCCACACAGACCAAUUCAGAGAGCUCAGAUUGUGUCAUUUCGAGAAAACCAUGAUGUCAAUGGACUAUUUCUAGGAACUAACUUCUCUGAUUCCAACAGCAAACAACUGUACUUUGAGACCGGAUUCCAUGUCAUAUCGAAACUAGGAGCUGGGUCCUUUGGAGAGGUGUUUAAAGUACGAAGUAAAGAAGAUGGACAGUAUUAUGCUGUGAAGAAGUCUCAGGAGAAAUUUCGUGGAGAGAUGGACAGAAAGAGAAAGUUAGAGGAGGUUGCCAAGCAUGAAUCCUUACCACCUCAUCCUAACUGUGUUACUUUCCAUCGUGCAUGGGAAGAGCGGCAACACCUUUAUAUACAGGAGGAGCUGUGUCAGACUAAUUUGUUGCAGUAUGCGGAGGGUCAUGAACUGUCUGAAUCGAUGAUCUGGAAAUAUCUGGUGGAUUUAUUAAUGGCAGCAAAACACUUACAUGAUCACAAUCACAUUCACAUGGACAUCAAGCCAGACAACAUUUUUAUCUCUCAUGACAAGGUUUGCAAGCUAGGAGAUUUUGGGCUUGUCAUUGACCUGUCUAAGGGUGGAGACUUUUCUGAGUCGCAAGAGGGUGAUCCUAAAUACCUUGCCCCAGAAUUAAUGGACGGCAAGUUUUCAAAGGCAGCAGACAUAUUCAGUCUCGGAAUGACAGUUCUAGAACUAGCGAGUGAUCUUGACUUACCAAGAGGGGGAGAUGGCUGGCACCUUUUACGAAUGGGACACCUCCCUGAAGAAUUUCUCCGUGACAAAUCCUUUGACCUGAAGUAUGUUAUACAACAAAUGUUGGAUCCAGACCCUGCAAGUCGUCCAACAGUUGACCAAGUUCUUGCCUUCCCGUACGUCAGAAAGAUCUGGAAAAGACGACAACGUGAAUACAUGAUGAACAGUGCUGUGAACACUGUACGAUCCAUGUUCCAGAGUUUGUUCCAGGCUUUACUCUUCCUCACUGCUCUAUUUACCUUACCUUAUCAUUAUUUCCGGCCAACCCUCCCUAGCGAGACAUCCACACGUAGCAGCGUCCUCAGUAGUAAUAGUACUGGCUUGGGACUAGACCAUAGUCUUUCUGAUGAUGAUUGUUUUGAGGAUGAGUUCAGUAUACACAACAAUUCUAUGGGAAUUCCAUUAGACAGUUCUUCAUCAAGUGAGAGUUUCCUUUCAGAGUUUGCAGUGCCAAGCAAGCUGCCCCUGCGGAAAGCUUAUACUUCUCCUGUGAUGCGACAUCGACCAAAAGACUUUGUCUAUCCACCAAUGAGUUCUUCACCAGUGCUUCCUAGCCGUAACAGAAGUCCUGAUCUGAGUUUUGAGAGCAGUUUUGAGGAGGAGAGAGCUGUCACACCAACCACAUUUACUACUAAUCUACUUGAUAGUGAAGACAUUACCAAGCCUGGCAUUGAACCCAAGAAUCUCAUGGAUAUGUUUGAAGCGGCCAGCGAUGAGGAUUGAUACUGCUGUUUAUUGUACAUCACUUAUCACGAUGUGAAGGUGCUCACUUCAGGAUGUACCAGUGCUUGUGUUCAGAACUGGUUUCUGAGCUCCAUCUAUGACAAAGAUGGACAGACAUUAAAGUGCUUAGAACUCCAGAAAUCUGUUGCCAAAUUAACAAAGAUUGUCUUGUUGAAAAUGCUGAACUACUGCAGGCCAUGUGACAUGUUUAGUCCUGUGUUUGUUUUACACAGUAAAACAUUGAAGGCUACAUAUACUACAUGAUUGUGACAAACCCAUUUCUAAAGAGUUGUGCACCACACAUAGGAGUCUUGCAAAAUAUCUUUUCAAUUCAAAGGAUUCUUGGUAAUGGCAUAGUUUGAAAAGUGCAAGAAAUGGUGAUUCACAUAGAUUUACUCUCGGUUUAAGGCAGUAAGGUAGCAUUAUUAUAUCCACAAGUGUGAUGUAGAGAGUCCCAUGUAUUAUUUUUGAGGAUACUGAAGUGCUUGCAAAAUUGACUUUUCUUACAGCAGGCAGUAACAUUGAAGAUGUUGGAAAUUAUGCAGUUGUGCAUAAAAGCAGAAAACAAGCUUUGCCGUUAUUUGCAAGAAGUUUAUUUUUAUAUGCCUACAAUAACCGAUAUGUGUUCAAAUUUGUGUACUGUGUUCAAAUUGUGUACUGUGUUCAAAUUGUGUACUGUGUUCAAAUUUGUGUUCUGUGUUCAAAUUUGUGUUCUGUGUUCAGAUAUUUAAAGGUCGCAAUGUAAUCUGAACAUUAUCAUCAUUAUCUGAAUAUC